AUGGGGAGAAGGCUGAUGCUGUUAUUGCUGACUGCGCUAGGACCUUUUGACUCUGUGGACCAUGGCUGCGCCAUCGCUGCCAGAAUAAGUUGUGGGCCUGAUGCCCAUCUUAUUCACUGGGUGUCUAGUUUGCUGUCAAACAGAGCAGCCGAAGUGAGUCUGCAGAACACGCUUUCGAAACCGGUCAAGUUCACAUUUGUAGUUCUACAUGGCUCUGUUAUUGGCCAGCUGCUGUCCAUCAAAGCGGCGAAUACCCUGAGGGAGGGGCUGCUCAAAAUUCCUAACCUAGAGCAUGCGCUUAUCACGGCCGAUCGAACAGUGGCAAGAAAGGCGGAAGAUAAGAACACUAUAGAGCACACCCUGAAGCUGGCAGUGGGUUAUAUAUCAAAAUGGGGGAAAUGA
This is a messenger RNA of Trypanosoma grayi, 402 nucleotides long. RefSeq names its product putative retrotransposon hot spot protein. The record is from RefSeq and is a predicted model, not a curated record. The transcript has a single exon. The coding region runs from base 1 to 402 and encodes 133 amino acids. NCBI's taxonomy places the organism in Eukaryota, Euglenozoa, Kinetoplastea, Trypanosomatida, Trypanosomatidae.